Camponotus floridanus (Florida carpenter ant) is the source of this 2948-nucleotide messenger RNA. RefSeq names its product thyrotropin-releasing hormone-degrading ectoenzyme. Lineage: Eukaryota; Metazoa; Arthropoda; Insecta; Hymenoptera; Formicidae. Gene Ontology annotation, biological process: peptide catabolic process; proteolysis. The transcript is spliced from 12 exons. Gene Ontology annotation, cellular component: cytoplasm. The record is from RefSeq and is a predicted model, not a curated record. Gene Ontology annotation, molecular function: peptide binding; zinc ion binding; metalloaminopeptidase activity. The coding region runs from base 197 to 2896 and encodes 899 amino acids.
UGAGGUCGAAAACAAUAGACAUUCCCGUGACUUUAAAUAGUGAACGGAUUUAGUUUCCUCAGGUUCGUCAACACAAACGGGCGACAUUUUAACGGACCCUCUAGAUUAGAGAACACCAAAUAAUAAAAGAUAUUAAUUCACAGUCUGCAUUUCAUCUCGUGAGUUAAAUAUCGGUUAUAUAUUUGAAAGUAUUAACAUGGCUAUUUGGAAAUUGUUAAUAAAUCUUGGACUAUUAUAUAUUACUACAGCGAUUUCUGUUGACAAAGAUUCAAACAAUGAUUCCGCGAUUAAUUAUCGUUUACCAGACCACGUAGUUCCGAUACAUUACAAUAUUAAGCUAAUACCGUACAUUGUGAAAGAUAAUUUUACCUUUGACGGAGAAUCCAAUAUUAACAUCACAAUUCGGCGUGUAACGCAAAACUUACAUUUACACGUAUUGGACUUGACAAUAAACGAAGCGGAGACAUUGUUGUUUGAUAACAAUGGUAUUAUCUAUACACCGGCAAUGUAUAAUUAUGACAAUAUUACACAAAUCUUAGUUCUUCACUUUAAUGAUAAACUGUCACCUGGAAAUUAUACAUUGAAAAUGCGAUAUGUUGGUAUCAUACAUAAAAACACGAGAGGCUUUUUUAUAUCAUCUUAUAUCAAUGACAAAGGAGAUGAUGUUAGGUGGUUGGCCGCAACGAAUUUUCAACCGACUUAUGCUCGACGAGUAUUUCCAUGCUGGGACGAGCCGGCAUUGAAAGCUACUUUCAAUAUUUCCAUAAAACAUCAUCGAAAUUAUACAGUUCUAUCCAAUAUGCCAAUACGGGAACAAUCGGACGAUAGUAACAGAGACGGUAUAAUAUGGACGCACUUUGACAAGACUCCCAUCAUGUCUACCUAUCUCGUAGCGUUUGUAGUGACCGAUUACGUUCGUGUUCCUACUGAAGAUGAGACCAUUAAUAUAUGGUGUAGAUCAAAAUUGGUGCCGCACAUAAAAUUUGUACAAGAAAUUGUUCAAAAAUCUAAAAAGCUAUUGACAGAAUAUACCAACAGCACCUCUAAAGUUCCAAAAAUAGAUAUCGUAGCUCACUCUUUCCCAAUUAUUUCUACAAAUUGGGGACUUACUAUUAUUGGUGAAAUAUUCCUUACAUACAAUGAAAGUUUCGAUACAAUAUUUGAUAAACUACAUGUAGCGCAGACAACAGUACAUGAAAUGGCAAAUCUAUGGCUUGGUAAUGUAGUUACUCCAUUAUGGUGGUCUCAGAGAUGGUUAAGCGUAGGAUUUGCGUCGUUCUUCCAAAAAUAUAUUCUCAAUCAGAUUUUCAAGGAGUGGCGAAUAAUGGAAUACUUUGUUAUUGAUAUUCAGCAAACAAUGCUUCAAGAUAUUAAUAUGAAUUUAAGCCCAAUUACAUUAAAAAUUAAUAAUCCAAUCGGACCCGAAAAAAUUUUAUUAAAUUUCAUAGCCUCCAUUCAUAACAAGGCACCCGCUAUAGUGCGUAUGUUACAACAUAUAAUUACUGAUGAGGUAUUUCGAAAUGGUCUUAUUAAAUAUUUGCAUACGCAUCAGUUCAGUUCGGCUACUUCCGACGACUUAUGGAACGCUUUGCAAGCAGUGCUAGAUAAAUCAGAUGUCCCACAUAAUGCUUAUAGAUUGAAAGAGGUAAUGGAUACUUGGAUAAAACAAUCGGAUUUCCCUGUAGUACAUGUGACCCGAAAGAAAGAUACCAAUGAGAUAAUACUAACGCAAGAACAUUUUGUUCCGAAAAAUAAAAGUAAGAACGUUAAUGAUAAUAAAUGGUGGAUACCUUUGACUUUUGCUACGCAAACAAAUCCUGAUUUUUCUAAUACCUUACCCACUCAUUGGUUAAAACCGCAAGAUCGAAAUGUAACGAUUGAUGGAAUUAAUCAAAAUGAUUGGAUUAUUGUCAAUUUACAACAAACGGGAUACUAUCGUGUUAAUUACGAUUCUACCAUUUGGCAAAAAAUUGUGGAUUAUCUUAAAUCUGACGACUAUACGAAAAUCCAUGUACUCAAUCGUGCUCAAAUCAUCGAUGACGCCUAUCAUUUUAUGAUGAUAAAUCAACAUGAUAUCAUAAUGUUUUUAAAUCUAAUAGGCUAUCUAUCACAGGAAACAGAGUAUACACCAUGGCAUUCUAUGUUUGAAAUAUUAAGUCUUACAGAAGAUAUUUACAAUGUUCCAGAAAAUGAACAUCUCAAAUCAUACAUGGUUAAAAUUUUGGAUGGACUUAUUAAGAAUAUAGGAUAUAAAGAAGAUCCUUUCGAUAAUGAUUUUACGAAACUUCAGAGAACCAAAGCUUUAAAAUGGGCAUGUACUUUGGGUCAUUCCGAAUGCAAGAAAAUGGCCACUCUUAAUCUAUUUGAACAUCUCUUAAGUCCUAAAACGCACAAAGUUUCGCCAAAUUUGAAAGAAUGGACAUAUUGUAAUGGCUUGAUGGAAGCAAAUGUUUCUAUUUGGAAUAAGUUAUACAAUAUAUAUAUAAAUAAACCAAAUGAAGAGAUUUUGAUGUACUUAGUUUGCUCUGAAAAUCCUGACAAUAUAAUUAAUUUGUUGGACAUAUUUAUAUUGAACAAUUCAAGACUACAAAAUAGAUAUGAAAUUUAUUCUUCUAUUAUCAGACAACACGCUAAAAAUAAUGUAGUAGUCGAUUAUAUAUUAAUAAAUUUUAAAAAAACAUUUUCAAGAAAGUUCGAUACAAAUUAUGAAUUGACUGGUAUAAUUAACAAUGUGUAUUCUAAAGACAAACUUGACGAGAUAAGCGAAUUUGUAAGAAAUAAAUUUGAAGAGAAAGUAUUCAAAGAUGUUCAAGACAAGAUAAUAAAACGCAAGGGACGGUUAGAUACACUUGCCUCAUUUCAACCACCUAAUAUAAAAGAGAAAUUAAAAUUAUAAAAUAAUUAUAAUUAAUUAUAACAAUUGCAACACGUAUAAUUAUAUAUAUGUU